UAGAUAUUUCUAAGCCAUCAUCGAGACACCUCAUUAUUCCUUUCUCUAGAGUGCUACUACCAUGGCAGCAGAAACACAAGUGGCAAUUCUAGGGACCUCUCUCCCUGUGCCAUGGGUUCAGGAUCUAGCCAAGGACAAGCUCGGCGUGGUCCCGGAGAGGUACGUCCGGACGGAUCAGGACCCUGUGAUUAUACCGGACUCGGCUUCACUGCCCCAGGUUCCAGUGAUCAACCUUCAGAAGCUCAGUUCAGGGGAUAGCAUCGACUCAGAGCUGCAGAGGUUGCACCAUGCUUGCAAGGAAUGGGGCUUCUUUCAGCUGAUUAAUCACGGGAUGAGCGAUUCACUGCUGGAGGACGUGAAGUCAGGGAUCCUGGAGUUCUUCAACCUCCCAAUGGAUCAGAAGAAGAAGUUUUGGCAGGUUCCAGGAGAAUUGGAAGGUUUCGGACAGGCAUUCGUGGUGUCUGAGCAGCAGAAGCUCGAGUGGGCAGAUGCCUUCCACAUGAUCACUCUCCCAACCUACCUCCGAAAGCCCCACUUGUUCCCUAAGCUUCCUCAACCUUUCAGAUUACGGAAGAUUCCUCAACACAAUAACAAGCAUAAACCUCGAUUUCCUAGUCAGAAUUUUCAUGAGUCUUCUUUGGAACUCAGGGAUACCUUGGAAACCUACUCAGCAGAGACGAAGAAUCUGGCGGUGAGGAUCCUUAACCUGAUGGCAAAAGCUCUAGGAAUGGAGGCGAAGGAAAUAGAUGACCUGUUCAUUGACGGGUGGCAGGGAAUGAGAAUGAACUAUUACCCUCCGUGUCCACAGCCUGAGCUCGUGAUGGGGCUCAACCCGCAUUCUGAUGCUGAUGCGCUCACCUUACUCCUCCAGGUCAAUGAAAUCGAAGGACUCCAAAUCAGGAAAGACGGGAUGUGGGUUCCCGUCAAAACCCUGCCUAAUGCAUUUGUGGUCAACAUUGGAGAUACUAUGGAGAUGGUCAGCAAUGGAAUUUACCGCAGCAUAGAGCACCGAGGGACUGUCAAUGCCCUGAAAGAGAGGAUCUCCAUGGCGACCUUUUAUAGCCCAAACAUGGAUGCUGAAAUCGGUCCUGCCCCAACCCUUGUAACUCCAGAAUCUCCUGCCCGGUUUAGAAGAAUCAGUGUAGCAGAGCAUAUGAAGGGAUGUCUCUCAGGCGAACUGCGUGGAAAAGCAUAUCUUGAUACCAUGAGGAUUUAAAGAUGAAGAAGCCCGCAAGAUGUCGAAGCAUAUUAGUAGUUCAUAAAGUUUCUACACAAUAAUAAUAAUAAUAAUAAUAAUAAUAAUAAUAAUAGUAACAAUGAGACUCAAUAACGACAUAUGCUUGGAUAUCUGUACAAUGCGCUGGUCCCUGUAAUUAAUCAUAAAGUUUUCUGCUUCACAAUUCAUUGUUUGUCAACACAA
Molecule: messenger RNA, 1420 nt
Organism: Punica granatum (pomegranate)
Lineage: Eukaryota; Viridiplantae; Streptophyta; Magnoliopsida; Myrtales; Lythraceae
Source: RefSeq, a predicted model, not a curated record